AUGGAACCAGGGAAUCGCAGUGAGUUGACAGAAUUCAUUCUCCUUGGACUUUCUAGUGACCCUUCUGUGCAAACUCUCCUUUUCUUCGUGUUCCUGGCCAUCUAUGUGAUGGCGCUGGUUGGUAAUGGGCUCCUCAUCAUGGCCGUGAAGAAAGACCAUCGCCUGCACACUCCAAUGUACUUCUUCUUGGCCAACCUGUCCCUCAUGGACAUCUGCUACACCUCAGUGAUUGUCCCCAAGAUGCUGGGGAACCUCCUGGCGGGGAAGAAAAGUAUCAGCUACAAUGGCUGUGUCCUCCAGAUCUUCUUCUACCUCUUCCUGGGACAAAGCGAGUGUAUUCUCCUGGCCUUCAUGGCCUACGAUCGCUACGUUGCCAUCUGCUGGCCCCUGAGUUACAGUGCGGUUCUGAACAAAGCAGCCUGUGCCAAGAUGAUCACUGCCUCAUGGGUGGCUGGUUGUAUUAUAUCUGCAGUUGACAUUGGCAUUACAUAUCGCUUGACCUUCUGUGGACCAAAUACAAUAGACCAUUUCUUUUGUGAGGUUACAUCCCUCAUCCAACUCUCCUGCUCCGAUGUCACCACCAAUGUCAUCAUGACGUUUGUUGGAGGUGCCAUACUGCUACUCAUUCCUCUUUUACUCAUUCUCUUUUCUUAUGUGCAAAUUCUCAUUGCCACCAAGCAAGUAACUUCUGGAAGAUCUAAAGUCUUCUCCACUUGUUCUUCUCAUUUGAUUGUGGUGGUGCUGUUCUAUGGCACAGCAACGUUCAUGUACAUGAGGCCCAGACAUUCAGCAGAACAAACAGAUAAAAUAGUGUCAGUGUUUUAUACAGUUGUCACCCCAAUGCUGAACCCCCUGAUUUACAGCCUACGAAAUAGAGAGGUUCAUUGCGCCCUCCGGACGUUCAUAAGAUCCCCUGCCUUCCCUUGUAACAGACAAUAA
Molecule: messenger RNA, 939 nt
Organism: Xenopus laevis (African clawed frog)
Lineage: Eukaryota; Metazoa; Chordata; Amphibia; Anura; Pipidae
Product: olfactory receptor 2D2
Exons: 1
Coding region: 1-939 (312 amino acids)
Source: RefSeq, a predicted model, not a curated record